This is a messenger RNA of Drosophila simulans, 2478 nucleotides long. Its product is annotated as ethanolaminephosphotransferase 1. Gene Ontology annotation, cellular component: endoplasmic reticulum membrane; Golgi apparatus. The transcript is spliced from 8 exons. NCBI's taxonomy places the organism in Eukaryota, Metazoa, Arthropoda, Insecta, Diptera, Drosophilidae. The record is from RefSeq and is a predicted model, not a curated record. The coding region runs from base 499 to 1746 and encodes 415 amino acids. Gene Ontology annotation, biological process: phosphatidylethanolamine biosynthetic process. Gene Ontology annotation, molecular function: ethanolaminephosphotransferase activity.
GGCCUGAUAAGUCCGCGUCCGCAGUUCCCAUUCAGACGCCGGCCCGUCCGGAAUAAGUACGUGUGUGUUCUCUUCAUCUUUGGGCAGUCGUAUAUACGUCUGCGUGCUCGUCUCCGUCCGGUUCUUCUUCUUCGCCAGUUGGACGAGUGCAGGAGGAGUAACUGUUGUUUGCGUGUUGCGUGUUCUGGAGAGCGGCGGACAAAACGAUUAUUUAAUUUAGCCAGCCGCAUUCCGCUUCUCGCGAGCCUCCGCGUGUGAACGAAUCCGUAAAUCGCCAACAUAUCUGUGUAGAUCCGCAGAUGUUAUACAAUAUGCCGAACUAGCCAACUGACCCGUAGCAAAGGUCAAGCCGAUACGCGCUAAUCACACUUCCGAUCCAAGUGCAAACUCCCCCAGUCGCCGCUCCGCCGCUACCGCUGUUAUCACUUGCCCCCACCCACCCACUUGGGGUGGUACAGCAAAAACAUAUUAGAAUAGUUGAAAAAUUGAAAUUACAAAAUGGGUUGCAUGCGCUACUUGUCGGAGGCUCAUUUGAGGGGCUUCGAGCGUUACAAGUACAGCAGUAUAGACACGAGCUUCCUCAGCGUCUAUGUGAUGCACCCUUUUUGGAACUACUGUGUGAAGUUUGUUCCCAAAUGGCUGGCGCCCAACGUUUUGACCUUCGUGGGCUUUCUCAUGACUGUCGUCAACUUUAUCCUGAUAGCUUACUAUGAUUGGGGCUUCGAAGCAGCCAAUUCAGAGACGGGAAAUACGGUGCCCGCCUGGGUUUGGACAGUGGCGGCCAUAAAUAUCCUCAUUUACUACAACUUGGAUGGCAUGGAUGGCAAGCAGGCUCGAAGAACUGGAACGAGUGGACCUCUGGGAGAGCUAUUCGAUCAUGGAUUGGACUCCUAUUCAGCUGCCCUGAUACCCAUUUACCUAUUCUCCCUAUUCGGCACACACGACUUGCCACCGAUACGUAUGUUCUUUGUGAUCUGGAACGUAUUCCUCAACUUCUAUUUAACGCACGUGGAGAAGUACAACACGGGUGUUAUGUUCUUGCCCUGGGGUUACGACUUUACCAUGUGGGGAGUUAGUGGCAUGCUGUUUGUGGCAACCGUCUUUGGUCCUGAGAUGUAUCGCUUUAGCAUAUAUGGUUUCACUGUGGCAAAUAUGUUUGAGUUCGUUCUCAUUGGUUCCGGCAUGGUCAGCAGUCAUCCGAUUAUAGCUAGAAAUAUCUACCUUUCCUAUAAAAACAAGACUGGAAAAAUGCGACCCAUGUGGGAAAUGCUGCGCCCAUUUUUCGCCUUCGUUUGGCUUUUUGUGAUCACUGUAGUCUGGUCGUUCUUUUCGCGAAACGAUGUGAUCAACAAGGAGCCACGCAUUUUAUGGAUACUCUAUGGCACGAUAUUUUCAAAUAUUGCAUGCCGUCUGAUAGUGGCCCAAAUGUCGGACACGCGUUGCGAUGCCUUCAAUGUGCUCAUGUGGCCACUGGCCGCCACAGUGGGUGUCUGCUGUUUUCCCUACUACCAGCAGGUCUUCGACACAGAUCUGACGUCGGACACCGAACGAUGGAUACUCUAUGGUCUAACCAUUUUCUCAACUUUAGCUCACUGGCACUACGGCUACGGCGUGGUUUCUGAGAUGUGCGACCACUUUCACAUUCGCUGCUUCAAAGUAAGAAAAUCUAGCAGCCAAUCGGGUUCAGAUAUAACUCAACCACUUCUGCAGAACAAUAACAAAAUCAAACCGUUGAAAAGCCAUUGAAACUAAAUCGCUCACUAACAAAAAUCACAUCAAAAACCGGGGACAACCAAAAUCAACCAUCUUGUGAUAUAUAGUAUAUAUACAUAUAUAUAUAAAUGGGUUCCAAACAUUUAGCCCUCGCCUAAUGUCUAGGUUCUAAGUGGUCCAUACUCAAAUCAAAAACACUAAACCGAUACUCGCCAUACGCGGUUUCUAAUGUGGUAAAGUCCAUACGAAGAUAUUAUGUUAUCCAAAUCCUAAUCAUAGGCUAAGAACUUAUUAUAUAGUACGAUAAACCUAGGCUAAAUGCAUGAAAGAGUUAUCGUCGGAGACGUUUUUAACCAGCAUGUUGAUAUACAUAUACAUAGCAGCGCUAACUGCAUGAUCCGAUAAGUAUUAUGUGCCUGAAGACAGCUACUGAAUGAAGUUGUAAACCUAUGAUAAUGCAAAGGCUAUGUUCACUGUACCGCCCAUCGUAUUGUAAUUUUCUGUAGAUCACGAAACAGACUGUCGCCGCUGAGGAAGAGCUGCAGGAUGUUGUUGAGGACGCCAAACCUACGGAAAACGUCGAAGAAGUCUAGCUAUGGCCGCUUCUUUUGCAAUUGUGUUGUGUUUAAACUUUAAAUCGUUACCUAGUUCAGUUAAGACAAAUUGAAAGUGUGUUUAGGCUUAAGCUCGAAAUUGAAACGAAAAUAUAAUUGUUAGUGCUGAAGAAAGUUAAAUAAAUUAAUACUUGAUCGUUCUCAGAUCGCA